This is a messenger RNA of Penicillium expansum, 378 nucleotides long. RefSeq lists its product as uncharacterized. Bases 1 to 378 code for a protein of 125 amino acids. NCBI's taxonomy places the organism in Eukaryota, Fungi, Ascomycota, Eurotiomycetes, Eurotiales, Aspergillaceae. The transcript has a single exon. The record is from RefSeq and is a predicted model, not a curated record.
AUGAGAGUGACGGAAUGGCAAGGAUUAGUCAGGGUUUGGGUUUCAUUGGUGGCGCAGCGCCUCUUUAAAAAAUACGGGGCUUUUGGGAAGGCUUUGAGACCAAUCAGGGAGGAUUCAUGGAGAUUUCCAAGGGUUCCUAUAUGUCGGAUACUACACGGGCUAAUUGCUUGUGACCUCCCCAAGACCGAAUCUUGGAAGUUUUGGGAGCCUUGGGGGUUGAUCACAAAUGAAAAUCUUGUGAUGAACCAAGGAGGGGCCAGCCACAACCGGGAGAUCUGUGCCUGGCGUUUUCCCCCUCCUUUUUGUCCACGGUAUCCAAAGUCCAAUCCAACUUUGCGACCUUUGGAACCCAUUACUUUCGUUGUUCGCCUGCAUUAA